AUGCCGCGGAUCCAUCAGGGCGUGGCGUUUCAGGGGCUUGUACAAGGCCUCGCACGGCCCAGACUCAUCGCCCGUGGCAUGAAGUACACUUUGUUUCCACCUUUGGACUUUCUGGCUUACUUGAAGAGGAUCCAUGUGGCCUACCAUCCGGGCCGCGCUCGGACCGAGGUGGCCAGGCAGCUGAUUAUGCACAUGACUGCAGAGAAGACCAAGAAGCGCUUUCCAAACCUGGAGGCCAGCUUCGAGCUCUUGGGUUAUGAUGCACCGGCAACCAUCGAUGUCGAGAUGGUGGACGGAAGGAAGAAGCGGCUCUUGGCUGAGCAUUACAGCACCAAGGAGAUGCAGGACAUCGUGGACACCUGGCAGUUUGAAUGUCACUUGGAACACAUGAAGGAGCUUUCGGUCGUAGCAGGCGGAGGUGAUCGGAGCUUUCGUCGCUUUGGAAGCCUUCGAAACUUUCAGUGCAGAGAAAGUGAGAAAGUCCAGCCGAUCCUGCUGGCUCGGCCUCUUUUUGAAGGUGAUGUUUUGGUCUUUUGA
This is a messenger RNA of Durusdinium trenchii, 537 nucleotides long. NCBI's taxonomy places the organism in Eukaryota, Dinophyceae, Suessiales, Symbiodiniaceae. The record is from the annotation of a GenBank genome assembly.